Messenger RNA from Mangifera indica (mango), 835 nucleotides. RefSeq lists its product as uncharacterized. NCBI's taxonomy places the organism in Eukaryota, Viridiplantae, Streptophyta, Magnoliopsida, Sapindales, Anacardiaceae. The record is from RefSeq and is a predicted model, not a curated record. The coding region runs from base 204 to 710 and encodes 168 amino acids. The transcript has a single exon.
CUUGACACGCGGAGUCAGCAAGGCUCCAUUGUCAACUCGACUCCUUCUUCAUCCAAGUUGUUCUUUCUUAGAAUAUUCUUCAGCCUCUCCUUUUCUCGUCUAUAUAUCUUCCUCUCAACCACCCUCCUCCCAGAUUAACCAUAAGUUAACUUCUUCUUCUUCUUCUUCUUCUUCUCAAUUACUUCCUCUUUCUGUAAGUUAACAUGGGGAAUUACGUUUCUUGCACUCUUUCAAGUCCAUUGACCAAGCAUUCAACGUCGGUAACCGUGGUGUUUCCAGGAGGAGAAGUCAAACAAAUCCUGACGCCGACGAAAGCGGCGGAGCUCAUGCUGGAGAUGCCCAACUUCUUCCUUGUGAACUCUCAGUCUCUGAAAGUAGGGCGAAGGUUUUCCCCUCUCAGCGCGGAUGAAGACCUGGAAGAGAGAAACGUGUACGUUAUGUUCCCGAUGAAGAGGGUGCACUCAGUGAUCACGGCGGGGGACAUGGGCCUCUUGUUUAUGGCUGCCAAGCGGAGUUCUUCCGGGAAAGGGAGGAUUUUGCCGGCGGAUCAGUGUGGGGAGGAAAUGAAUAACAAGAAUGAUGAAGAGACGGCGGUGCCGAAGCUGAAUUUGGAUGAUGUUGAAGAGUUUUCGAAGCCGGAGUUUUUGCAUAGAUUGUCCAUGUCGAGGUCGAAGAAGCCAUUGUUGGAGACAAUAGCAGAAGAACGAUGAUUUAUGAAUAUAUACACACACACAAUAUAUAGAUAUAUAGAAAUGAUUCAUGUGGAAUUAUGGAAUUUAAGUCCAUUUAUAACAAAUUAAUGUAUGAUUUUUUAAACAAUUACGGUUUGAUGAGA